GUUGAACAAACAACAACAACAACACAAUCAACAACAACAACAACAAUAACACACCAAACACACAAUCAUCGAGUGAUAUGUGAGAGCACAUUGUUGAUACAGUCGUGUGUGGAUAACCAUCAAUCAAUCAAUCAAUCAAUAAGUCACAAUAUAACUUCAACUUAUCAUUCAUCCCAUCACUUCUUUCAUCUUAUCAAACCUAUCAUCUCAUCAUCCCAUCAACUCAUCAUCCCUAUCAUCAUCCUCACAACAAACUUUAAUGUUGUGUUGUCGGAGAAUAGAGGAGAGAGUAAGAGUGAUAUGGCUGGCAGCGACACACACACAGACCACAAACGCACGUCGAUCAGUGUCAACAGCGGAACGCCAACAGGCAGUGGCCUACUGAGGUUGAGUCAGGGAGGCCAGCCCAGACAGUCCCUGAGUGGUAGCUUCGGGGCCAUGGACGCAGGGGCCAAGGCCGCCCUGAAGACCUCCAACAACUCUGGGUCAAAGUUGCAGCCACAGACUCAGCAGUCUCUGCCGCAGCAGCAACAACAACAGAGUAUUGUACCCAAUGGCAAGGGUAAUGCACAAGCAUCGAGUGCCUAUGACAAUGUAACAAAUAGCAACAACAUCAAUAACAAACCUGUAGAAAUCAAACCAACAACAACACCAUCAUCACCAAUCACAACACAACCAAUCAACAACCCAGCGCAGCAACAACAACAGGCUGGUCCACCCACCAGUGCUGUUGCCAACAAUGCAGCUUUCCCAGGCGCCGGAUCAGUUCUAAAGAAUGGAAUAUGGUACGCCGAGUCAGAGCUUGCCGAGGAGAACUUUGUCUGGGCGCCCAAGUACUGGACGGUGGAUCGCAUUGGCAAAUGGGUCGAUGACAUCGAGUUCACCGAGAGUCAGACCACAGCCACCGGCGCAGUCAGUCCAUCAACAUCAUCAACAUCUAUUAACAAUACCGUAUCAUCAUCAUCAACGCAGACUCAACUACAACAACAACAUAGUACAAAUACAACAUCAACAAAGCCAACAUCAAGUACACACUUUAUAGAUAAAGAU
This is a messenger RNA of Acytostelium subglobosum LB1, 1050 nucleotides long. RefSeq lists its product as hypothetical. The transcript has 2 exons. The record is from RefSeq and is a predicted model, not a curated record. The annotation marks the transcript as partial. Lineage: Eukaryota; Evosea; Eumycetozoa; Acytosteliales; Acytosteliaceae.